Opisthorchis viverrini is the source of this 204-nucleotide messenger RNA. RefSeq lists its product as hypothetical. The annotation marks the transcript as partial. The transcript has 2 exons. The record is from RefSeq and is a predicted model, not a curated record. Lineage: Eukaryota; Metazoa; Platyhelminthes; Trematoda; Opisthorchiida; Opisthorchiidae.
AUGGAUGGUGUGGGUGACCAGUUUGUCCCUGAGAAAGGUGAGAUAUUACCCUAUCGGGAAUUGAAUUUCGAUUCUUCUUCAAACGAGGAAGUCAAAAAGGAAUAUAAUAACCGUGACUUACGCUGUGUUCAACGAAGGUUUAGUUGUUCCAGCAAGGAUGCAUGUUAUGACACCCCUUGCGGAUUCACGCUAUUUGACCUGUCC